This is a messenger RNA of Synchytrium microbalum, 702 nucleotides long. RefSeq lists its product as uncharacterized. Gene Ontology annotation, cellular component: catalytic step 2 spliceosome; nucleus; U2-type prespliceosome. Gene Ontology annotation, biological process: spliceosomal complex assembly. Gene Ontology annotation, molecular function: nucleic acid binding; zinc ion binding. The coding region runs from base 1 to 702 and encodes 233 amino acids. The transcript is spliced from 2 exons. Lineage: Eukaryota; Fungi; Chytridiomycota; Chytridiomycetes; Synchytriales; Synchytriaceae. The record is from RefSeq and is a predicted model, not a curated record.
AUGGAUUUCCAAAACAGAGCAGGCAGCAAACCUGGCUCUGGCGGUGUCGCAGGUGCAUCAGAAUCAAAUGUUGACAGACGAGAACGACUCCGUAAACUCGCCCUAGAAACUAUCGACCUAGCCAAAGACCCUUAUUUUAUGCGAAACCAUCUCGGUUCCUACGAAUGCAAACUAUGCUUGACUCUACACACAAACGAGGGCUCCUAUCUCGCUCACACUCAGGGUAAAAAACAUCAACAGAAUCUAGCUAGACGCGCUGCCAAAGAUGCCUCUGAUAAUGGCCCAUCUGUACAGCUACUCACUGGUGCUAACGCCACCCAGUCAAUGAAUAUAAAACCACGUAAAAUAGCUGUAAAAAUAGGUCGUCCCGGAUACAAGGUCACUAAAAUACGAGACCCAGUCACAAAGCAACUCGGAUUACUCUUCCAAGUGCAAUAUCCAGAAAUCACUGAAGACGUACAACCACGACAUCGAUUCAUGUCGUCGUAUGAACAACAUAUCGAGCCGCCAAAUAAAGCAUACCAGUACUUGCUGUUUGCUGCUGAACCAUACGAGACUAUAUCUUUCAAGGUGCAGAGUCGGGAAAUCGAUCGGGCUGAUUCGAGAUUUUGGACUUUUUGGGAUAGGGAUUCGGGAACCUUCAGCUUGCAGUUCUUCUUCAAGAGGGAGAGGGAACAGUAUGCUGCUCCUGGUACCCGAUAG